This is a messenger RNA of Linum tenue, 693 nucleotides long. The record is from the annotation of a GenBank genome assembly. NCBI's taxonomy places the organism in Eukaryota, Viridiplantae, Streptophyta, Magnoliopsida, Malpighiales, Linaceae.
CUUCCAUCUUCGUUCCUGUUUCUCAAAAAAAAAAAAAAAAACCCCAUUUCCUUGUUCCUCCGCCAAAAAAUGACCCCAUUUUUCGACCACUCCUUUCUCAUCCUCACCCAGAAACGACCCCUCUUUCUCAUAUCACCCACAUCCGACGACGAGGCGGAGAGAUCCGGCGACGAGAUUCGGUGACGAUGGAGGAGAGAUCGAGAGGCGGCAACUGACAAAACGAUUUGUUCCGUUCUUAUUUCUUUCUGCAUGUACAAAGAAGAUCCCUUUUCUCCCACCCUAUCUUCUUCCUCUCCCUCUCUCGGCCUACAAAACGAUUUGGGUAAACCCAAUCCAAAAAAUAAAGCAUCGAUUCUGAUGAAAGGAGAUAACCAGAAAUGGCCGUCGACAUCCUUGCCGACGAUCGACGGUGAGGAGUUUCUGUGUUUUGUGAAAAGAAGAACAAAGAAGGAAUGGGGAAAAAAAGAACGAAGAAGAAAGAUAAAAGAGAGAUGAUGCAAAUAAAAAAAAUAAAAAACUAAGCCCACUCAGCGCUUUCCCUCCGAUUUGGAGGGUAGGGUAAAACAGUGUUUUUUCCCUCCCAUUUUCUUUCCUCGCGCACUGUUCCUCCCUUCGGAAACGGAGGAAAAUGUUUGGGAAUUUCAACUUUCCUUCGCCUUUUUCCCUUCCCCUCCUUUUCCACUCUUAAAAAAC